GUAACUUCGUACUCUUCCGUAUAUAAUCGCGAAUCCCGAAACAUAUUUCACGAAGAAGUUGUUUCUUUUAUUGAACAAUGGAGGCAAUAAUCGGACGGGUUUUUAUAUAUGGUGGCAAAGGUGCUUUAGGUUCUACUUGUGUUUCAAAAUUCAAGUCGAAAAAGUGGUGGGUUGGCUGUAUUGAUAUGAAGGCAAAUGACGAAGCUGAUGCAAAUGUGAUUGUAAAACCAAACAGCAAUUGGCAAGAGCAGGAAGUUGAUAUUAUGCAACAAAUUGGAAAUAUUUUAAAUGGGAAUAAACUAGAUGCAAUUAUUUGUGUGGCUGGUGGAUGGGCUGGUGGAAAUGCAGCCAAUAAAGAUUUUAUUAAAAACAGUGAACUUAUGUGGAAUCAGAGUGUGUGCAGUUCAAGUAUUGCUGCUAGUAUUGCUGCCCAUCACCUGAAAGAAGGAGGAUUUUUAUCAUUAACUGGUGCUAAAGCAGCUUUAGCAGAAACACCAGGAAUGAUUGGAUAUGGAAUGGCUAAAGCUGCUGUUCAUCAACUUACUAAAUCUUUAGCAGCUAAAGAUAGUGGUCUUCCAAAGAAUUCUUUGGUUGCUUCUAUCUUGCCUGUUACUUUAGAUACACCUAUGAAUAGAAAAUGGAUGCCAAAUGCUGAUACAACUAAAUGGACUCCACUUGAAUUUGUUGCAGACCUCUUCUGGAAAUGGUCACAAAAUCAAGAACGUCCAGCUAAUGGAAGUCUCCUACAAUUGAUUACUAAUGAUAAUAAAACAGAAUUAAUUACAGCUUAAGAGGAAAAGAGUUAUAUUUUGAACCAAAAGCAUUUAUGGUGCUCCCAUGACAAUAUAUAUACAUAUGUAUACCUAUUAUAAA
Messenger RNA from Bombus pascuorum, 873 nucleotides. RefSeq names its product dihydropteridine reductase (gene Dhpr). The record is from RefSeq and is a predicted model, not a curated record. Bases 78 to 791 code for a protein of 237 amino acids. Gene Ontology annotation, molecular function: NADPH binding; NADH binding; 6,7-dihydropteridine reductase activity. The transcript is spliced from 4 exons. NCBI's taxonomy places the organism in Eukaryota, Metazoa, Arthropoda, Insecta, Hymenoptera, Apidae. Gene Ontology annotation, biological process: tetrahydrobiopterin biosynthetic process; L-phenylalanine catabolic process. Gene Ontology annotation, cellular component: cytoplasm.